AAGAGAAGAGACAGAAGUCCUGUCCAAAGUGUGGUCAGUUCUCACAUGUCAGAAAGUCAGUGUGACUCUGAUGGUAAAAAAAAGUUCAAGAUGAAAACUUUGGUAAAGAAAUACAAACAACCCGAAAAAGAAGAGAGACUUUCCUCUGCAGGGUCUGGUAAAAGAACAAAAAUUCCACAUGAUGUGUCUGUCCACAUGAGAACUGAGACGAGCCCUGAUGAAAGAUCUCAUGUCUGCAAAGAUUGUGGUAAAAGAUUUGGUGACUGGUCUAAGUUCAGAAAUCACCCUAGAACUUGUUUAGGAGAGAAGCCUUUCUCUUGUAUAGAAUGUGCUAAAAAAUAUAGUAGUAAAACAAAUCUCAAAGCACACAUGAGAACUCACACAGGAGAGAAGCCUUUUUCGUGUAAAGAAUGUGACAAAAGUUUUAGACAAAUGUAUCAUCUCAAAACACAUAUGAGAACUCAUACUGGAGAGAAGCCUUUUUCGUGUAAAGAAUGUGACAGAAGUUUUAGUGAUAUGUCUCAUCUCAAAAGACAUAUGAGAACUCAUACUGGAGAGAAGCCUUUUUUGUGUAAAGAAUGUGACAGAAGUUUUACUCGAGGUUCUAGUCUCAAAACACACAUGAGAACUCAUACAGGAGAGAAGCCUUUUUUGUGUAAAAGAUGUGACAAAAGUUUUAGUCAAAUGUCUAAUCUCAUAACACAUAUGAGAACUCAUACUGGAGAGAAGCCUUUUUCGUGUAAAGAAUGUGAUUCAAGAUUUAUUCAUUAUCCUAGUCUCAAAACACACAUGAGAACUCAUACUGGAGAGAAGCCUUUUUCAUGUAAAGAAUGUGACAGAAGUUUUAGUCAUAUGUCUCAUCUCAAAAGACAUAUGAGAACUCAUACAGGAGAGAAGCCUUUUUCGUGUAAAGAAUGUGACAAAAGUUUUAGACAAAUGUAUCAUCUCAAAACACACAUGAGAACUCAUACAGGAGAGAAGCCUUUUUUAACAAAUGGACCCCCCCAGCAGUGAUUAUAAGGAGGAACAAGUGAUUAUUGAAUGCAGAGAGAAGAACAGUUUUCUGAAAAAAUCCCUCUACGAUUCUUCUGAUAGAAUAUUCUAAUUUUGAAGACUAUUUUUUAGAUCUUCCUCAUCUAUAGGUCACUAUGAUCACAUUAUUCUUAAGGAAGAAAUCUGUAGAUGAUUCUAUACAUCAUGAGUUUUACUUUUGUGUUGAUUAACAAAAAUAUUUAAGUUGAUCACCACAUUUCUUAUUUUACAUAUAUUUGGAAGUUGAAAUGUCUUGUUUUAAUUAUGACCAUAAGGUUUGAUUUUUUUUAAAACAUUGUUAUUAAUAUUCAGUUUUUGUUGGUUGAUUUUUAUUUAUAGGUUUUGUUUGAAGUUGUUUAGUUAACCAUUGUGGUUGUAGUUUAAGUUGAGACAAUGUUGUCUAUGUUCGUGUGUUACCAUGACAACACUAGAAUGAUGUAAAACAUCUCUUAUU
Oryzias melastigma (Indian medaka) is the source of this 1486-nucleotide messenger RNA. RefSeq names its product gastrula zinc finger protein XlCGF17.1-like. The coding region runs from base 46 to 1014 and encodes 322 amino acids. The transcript has a single exon. Lineage: Eukaryota; Metazoa; Chordata; Actinopteri; Beloniformes; Adrianichthyidae. Gene Ontology annotation, molecular function: DNA-binding transcription factor activity, RNA polymerase II-specific; RNA polymerase II cis-regulatory region sequence-specific DNA binding. The record is from RefSeq and is a predicted model, not a curated record. Gene Ontology annotation, biological process: regulation of transcription by RNA polymerase II.